GUCAUCUGGAAUCCUGCGUGCGUGUGCCCCAGUGUCCGUAGUUGCGAGUUGGUCGUCGGACUGCGUUCCGCGGUCAGGGAAUCGAAACGUUUUUUGACAUAUUCUCCGGCUUUCGCAACGCAUUAUCACCUUUAUCUUUCGGCGUAAAUCAGCUCUAUAAUUACCAUCAGCUCAGUUUUUAAUCAGCGUACGCAGCACUGACCUAGCACAGGUCAGUGAUCUUGUGAAAUUACAUCGAGAUGUUAACUUUACAACCACGAAUUCCGGCAACUAGAUGCUAAAUGAACCUGCUUCUUAUUGAAACGUCUGUAAAUUAACUAAAUACAUCCAAUCACAUGCAAGUCGUCAUGUGGAAAUAUGUAUGACCGUCCGUCUGUCAUUCGAUAUUGCACUUUGGACAGAUUGUUAAUAAUACAACACUGUUGUGAUCGAUUGCGAACGUAUGUAACGAAGCACACGUUUGUGAGUCAAUCGAUCUCUAACCUUACAAACUCACGUGACAAAAUGGAAUUGAAGUGUUCGGUCCAGUCGUACGAGUGGGGGAAACGUGGCAUCGAAAGUACUGUAGCAAAUUUGGUCAAAGCAGCGAAUCCAGAUUUUUCUUUAGAUGAAAGCAAGCCUUACGCAGAGCUUUGGAUGGGUACACAUCCCAAUGGACCAUCAUAUUUGAAGGAGGGGAACAAAUCAUUGGGCGAGUAUAUCGAAGAGCACAAACAUGUACUGGGGAAUGGAGUAGAGGAAAAGUUUGGCCUUCAACUACCAUUUUUAUUAAAAGUUUUGUCGAUUAACAAGGCUCUGUCAAUCCAAGCUCAUCCCAACAAGGAGUACGCUGAGAAGCUUCACAAGUUGAAUCCCGGUGUUUACAAAGAUCCAAAUCAUAAGCCAGAACUGGCGAUCGCUCUUACCCCGUUUGAGGCUCUGUGCGGAUUUCGUCCAAUAUCUGAAAUCAAGCAGUUCUUUAAGGCUGUUCCGGAAUUCCGAGCUGUUGUAGGAGAAGAAAAAAUAUUGGAACUCAUUAAUUCAGAUGAAGUAGGUCUUCGGGCAGCUCUUAAAAACUGCUUCAAAAAUAUUAUGACCUGUGAUCCAGGAUUUGUUGCGUUGCAACUCAAAAAAUUACUUAACAGACUAUCGCACUUAGAUGAAUCAGGUAGGCAAGCCCUCAAUGGUAGCUUGAUAGAAAAAUUACAUUCUGAGUUUCCUGGAGACGUUGGAUGCUUUGGUGUUUACUUGUUUAAUUGGGUAACGCUGCAGCCUGGGGAGGCUUUAUUUCUUGGACCUAAUGAACCUCAUGCUUAUCUUUCGGGUGAUUGUAUCGAGUGUAUGGCUUGCUCAGACAAUGUUGUAAGAGCAGGAUUGACCCCAAAGCCAAAAGAUGUAAAUACGUUAGUAGAUAUGUUGACAUACAACUGUGAGCCAGCGUCUGCCAAAAGGUUUCAACCAUCACGGGAAGAUGAGUGUACAGAAAUAUUCAGACCUCCAGUUCCUGAUUUUGCAGUCGCAAAGAUUACUAUACCACCUGGAAGGGCAAUAUACAAUUUGAUACCAAGGAGCACAGGCAGCAUUUUAAUUAUUGUCAAUGGCAAGGCAGAGAUCGGCCCGUCUAUAGUUCUUACACGAGGCUCUGCGAUAUUUAUACCAGCUAACGAGAAGAUUACCAUCAAAGUGCUAUGCGGUUGUCAUCCAAUGCUCAUGUUUCAAGCAAUAGUCAAUCUCUGAGGAUAGCAAGCGCCUUAUAAUAAAAUUGAGACAUAUGCGAUUUAUGAACAUAUUCAAGACAUUAGAUGAUGUCUCGUAAAUGAACACCAUUGGGCUAGGCACAUUCCAUACUUCGUUAAAAUCUCUAAAUAUGGAAAUUUAGUAGACACCAAAGAACUUAUAAAAAAAAGUGACAUUUGUUAUCCACAUUACGCAUUAGAGCAAUUGCAUUCAUACCUUGCACAACACUGUCGAAUUUUCAAUUUACCGAUAAUAUUGCUUCGAGUCUCUACAUAACGAUUGUUGUCGGUGAAUUGGAAAACUCAUAUCGAUUACAAAUUCGAUCAUCCAAUAUGUUCCUAGUCGGUAAAUUUGCUUGUUUGUACCUGAUAAUUGUGAAAGUUUUUCGAAAUGAAACUUGCUCUAUCAAUCGUUUUGAUACUGUAACAUACAGACGAUAAGUUGGUGUAACAAGCUUGCCACUCACGAUGAGGGUAUAACGUAAUUUUACAAUCUCACUACUAGAUAUAUUGACAAAAUUUCAAAUAAAAGCUUUAGAUUUAUCUGUACAUUUGAUCGAGACUUUUUCGAUUUCAGUUGCGUUCAAUUGAUCAGUUAAAUCGAAGUAGUGGAAGCUUACUGCUGUAAUCUAAUAAUAACUUCUACUUAGAAUGCGAGUCUUAAUAUCAAACAGACAGAAGUCCUAAUGUCUAAGCGUCGUGUAAAUUGUGUACAUAUUUUCAACGAAAGCUUUGUGGAAUGUCAUCAUGUAAGCUGUUCGAGAAGAAUGUGAUUGACAUGGUUUGGUUGUUUCUUCACCUAUUAACUUAUCAGUAAGAAUAUAUUUUUUUAGCUAUUAAACAAGAAUUACUGAACCCAUGAUGCUGUAGAUGAUAUACCUCUAGUAUUAUGCCCAUCAAUUUUCGUCCGUUUAGUUGAUUUUUACAGUCCCAGCUGCGGAGUCGUAGUCAAGAAACUUCCGAUUCCAAGUCAGCAUACACGAAGAUUUUUCAAAUUUGUCUACUAAACAAUUCAUAUCACGAUCCGUUUUUAAUGACUGCAGAGUCCGAGCAAGCGCAAUUGUGAAAAGUGUA
Messenger RNA from Diprion similis, 2789 nucleotides. RefSeq names its product mannose-6-phosphate isomerase (gene Mpi). The coding region runs from base 358 to 1716 and encodes 452 amino acids. Lineage: Eukaryota; Metazoa; Arthropoda; Insecta; Hymenoptera; Diprionidae. The transcript has 6 exons. The record is from RefSeq and is a predicted model, not a curated record. Gene Ontology annotation, molecular function: zinc ion binding; mannose-6-phosphate isomerase activity. Gene Ontology annotation, biological process: GDP-mannose biosynthetic process; carbohydrate metabolic process. Gene Ontology annotation, cellular component: cytosol.